Molecule: messenger RNA, 348 nt
Organism: Blepharisma stoltei
Lineage: Eukaryota; Ciliophora; Heterotrichea; Heterotrichida; Blepharismidae
Source: the annotation of a GenBank genome assembly
AUGUCACUCAAGUCUAAAGAUAACAACUUUGUAGCUGAAGAUAGAAAUUGGAGAUCAUAUAUAUUAAAUGAGCUCAAUGGAGCUAAACAGUGGGAAGAAGACUGGGGUUUUUUAACUUCUGGCAAUGCGCUAUCUAAUGAUACUGUUGAUGACAAGAUUAGAAAAUUGGAAGCUGUAAUAUUUAUGUAGAGAAUGGAAGAAUUAAAGCAAGAACCACUGAGGACGACUUCUGCAACUUAUGGAAGAGGCAGCAAUUUGGAAAAAUAUAUGGUCACUGAAUAUAACAUCACCAAAAACAAAGAACUGAGAGCCUGUGAUAGAAAACCUAAAAAGGAUAGAAAAAGCUAA